CAAUCUCUCAGUUUGUGUCGAGAGUUAAAACGGAUCUGUUGCAAAAGAAACUUGAAAAUACCCGAAACGGAUGUGUUGAUAUUUGGAAAAAAAAAAGAAUAAGCAAAAAUUUUUUCCUUCUUCUUCAUUAAUAUUCAAAGCAAGGACAUUUCUAUAAGAAUGUUGUAAGAAAAGUGAAUUAUAAUUGCUAUUUAAAAGUUUAUAGAAUAAUAAAAAUGUAAAAAAUUAUACGGAAAAAAGUGUAACCUCAAAUGAGAAAAUGAAAUAAAACCCCCUCUUGAAAAAAAAAUAAGCAAGAAAAUCUAGUCCCUGUUUUAUGUGUGUAUAUCUUUGGUUUAUCAAUAUAACGCUGUGCUUAUAGAUUCUCCUUUCGUUACAAAUCCUCCCUUGAACAUCUUCAAUAGUAGGUUCGUAUAAGCCCGAAGAAAACGAAAAAAAAGUAGAAAAGUUACCAACAAGGAACCCGAAAAACACCAAAAAAUGCGGUUAUGCUUACAAUUAUUAUUAUCAAUCAGAAAAAUAUGCUAACGACAAUUCAAUCAAACCUACCUAAAUGCAAUGUGCAAACAAUAUAGCAACUUUAAAUGAAUUAACUUAAAUAUCUUUAUAAAAUCAAUUAAAAAAAAAAUACUCCUUUCCUUACAGCAACACUCGUAAGAUUAUAUAUAACAACAACAAAAAUACACUUCCUCCUUAUUAGCAUAUAAGCAUUCAAACACAGGAAAAAAAAAUAAAUAAAAACUGUUAAUAAUCGAGGCCUUAGAAAAGAUUGCUUUAGACGCACAUUAUAAAGUAAAAAAAAUAUAAAAACUUAAAUAUUUAACAUAAUUAAAAACAAAAAAACAUAUAUAUAGCAACAGGAUACUUAUAUAUUAAAAAAAAAAACGUAUUAAAAUAUUAGUAUAAUCUUAUAUCUUCCAUUAGAAUUUUUAAAUUAAUACAAAAACAAACAAAAAGUAUCUUGAAAUUAAACAUUUAAAAAAAAGUUAAAUAUUUUAAAAAUUUAAACUCAAUAUCUUUACAAAAACCAAAAUUUAAAAAAAAAGGCUCUCCUGAUUUCCCUUCUCUAUUAUCUCAAAUCGUGUUGUGAGACGUAUUUUGAAUAAAAAAAAAAAAACACAAACAAAAUAAAAUUCAAUCGAGCUUUUAGAAGACACAUAAAAAAGAAAAAAAAAACAAUCAAUCACUCAGAUAAACCACAUUUGCACUCACAACAAAAACAAAAACAAAAAAACACUCACUCAAUUUAAAAUUCAAAAAAUUCAAACAAAAAAAAAAACUUCAUUAUCCUUAACCUCUUACAAGGAUAUAAUUCAAACAAACAAGGAAAAGGACCUUAAAGCCCACAAAUAUACACGUCAGGUCAACCUUGCACUUUGCUCUACUUCUUCUCUCUCGUAUAGACUGUUACGUGUUCGUGAUUUUGGCUCGUGUCCAGCUGCAUCAGGCCUCCUUUUGGCAUUCGGUGGGCACUUAGCGUUGUCCUUUGUUGCUGCUACUUCACGUGAGGGUGUUGUAUACAAUAUAAUAUUGUAUUUGAGAAGCAAGACAUCAAUUCAGCACAUUUAACAAAUCUCGCUGAAUGUGCACAACCCUACUUCUUUGCAAUAAUAUGGGGCUUCUCAUUUAAAGGAUGAACGACGGAGUAUAAGCACAUAAAUAACAAAAGCGUCAUGACCGGAUGUGAGGUGAGUGUUGGGACAGGACAUGCCAGUCAGGUUAGCCUGCCACCACAUAUCAGCAUUCUGAUCUGACUGUGUGCUAAUUUUUCAAACCACACCAUCAAGGAGUUACGAUGCAGGGUAUGAGUUACCUGCAGGACGACUCUAAACUGGAGGCUUUAACGCAAGCGGCAUUAAUAUGCAUCCUAGGCAUAGCAAUAGUCUUUUCAAAUUUAUUAAUUAUAGCUACGUAUGCUAAUUUUAAGGGUCCUACAGAGGUCAUCAAUUAUUAUCUACUAUCAUUAGCCGUAGCGGAUUUACUAUGCGGUUUAAUGGUAGUACCGUUCUCAGUGUAUCCAGCACUGUUGGGCGAAUGGAUGUAUGGCGACAUUUUGUGCCGUUUCACCGGAUAUCUAGAAGUGACCCUGUGGGCGGUGUCAGUUUAUACAUUUAUGUGGAUAUCGGUCGAUAGAUAUUUAGCUGUAAGAAAACCUCUCCGAUAUGAGACGGUGCAAACGAAAACAAGAUGCCAAUGCUGGAUGGCGUUCACAUGGAUAUCAGCAGCAUUGUUAUGUUGUCCGCCAAUACUUGGCUACAAUACACCAAUAUUCCAUCCCGAUUCACACAUUUGCAUGCUCGAUUGGGGCAACAUGGCUGCCUACAGUGUCACACUUUCGAUUUUAAUUUUAGGCCCUAGUGUUAUAUCAAUUGUACACAAUUAUGGUUAUAUAUUCGUUAUGAUGCGUAAAUUACGUUCCGGUGAGCCAAUACACGAUAAAGAAUACGCAACCGCUUUAGCUGAAAAUUUAUCGAAUCCUAGUCAUAUGAUGUCAUUCGCAUUAGUGUUUGCAUUCUGGAUAUCAUGGUUGCCGCUAAUAUCGGUUCGCAUAUACGAGGUGGUAACCGGUCACGUUGUUCAAAAUACUCUCUUGAAUUUCGGCCUCGUCUGGAUUGGUGUAUUGAAUUCCUUUUGGAAAAUAAUCAUCAUGACUGGUAUGUCGCCGCAAUUUCGUAUCGCAUUGAGAGUAUUUUGUUUAACAAUCUGCUGUAAGACUAAGGGCCGUUUGCAAGCUGAACUAAUCGGGUUGGACCCAGAUGACUAGAGUCGCUAGAUUUUCCCUUUUAAUUACCCUAACUGACAAGCCCAUCCUUCGGAAUUGUCCCAACAUAAAUUAAAAAUUUGACAACAAAUGAAUUGGAAACAAUCCUAAUUGGCUGAUUUAGAAUCUUCGGAUUCUAAUUUGUUACUAAAAAAAAUUAUUGUAUUUAGCAAAAUUGGCUAAAAAUUUUUAAAGUAAAGAGAAAAACAAAAUUUUUUUUCAAAAACAAAAAAGUAACUCAAAAGCUAAGUUGAUACAAAGGUGAGUUGAAGUAGUUGCGAUUCUUUGUAAAAAUAUUAUUAUUAUUUUUAUCAGUUCUCCAUCGAUAAGAACAGAAUUUUCCCUUCAGUUUGUUAUAAAAAAAUCGAUGCCAAAAGUCAGUUAUAAAUAUUAAAUAGUUGUAAGUUUUAUUAUUAUUUUCACUAGUUAAAAAUUAAAAUUUAAUUAUAAUUGUUAUAAAAUGUAAUAACUAAAUAAAUCGAAAAUUUUAAUUUCAUUUUUUUUUUAUUUUUGAAAUAUAUAAUCCAAAUUUUUAAAUUAAUUAGAAAACAGGAAUACUUUAGACUUUACUUUAAUUAAAACUAAAAAACAAAAUAAAACAAAUCA
Molecule: messenger RNA, 3367 nt
Organism: Episyrphus balteatus (marmalade hoverfly)
Lineage: Eukaryota; Metazoa; Arthropoda; Insecta; Diptera; Syrphidae
Gene: DopEcR
Product: beta-2 adrenergic receptor
Exons: 5
Coding region: 1796-2764 (322 amino acids)
Biological process (GO): G protein-coupled receptor signaling pathway
Cellular component (GO): membrane
Molecular function (GO): G protein-coupled receptor activity; peptide binding
Source: RefSeq, a predicted model, not a curated record